Messenger RNA from Cuscuta europaea, 1172 nucleotides. NCBI's taxonomy places the organism in Eukaryota, Viridiplantae, Streptophyta, Magnoliopsida, Solanales, Convolvulaceae. The record is from the annotation of a GenBank genome assembly.
CAUUUUCUCAAACACUUUUUUUAAGGAUCACAAACACUUUGACAACUGCUUACCUACCGCCCGACGCCACGCCAGUAAAGAAAAUCCUAAUUCAAUUCGGUAGACGAGGAGAGGGUAGUCAUGGGUGAAGAUGUUGAACUGAACCAGCGCGGCGGAGCUGAGACGAUCUCUACUACAAACCGCCGCAUCAGCGGCGGCGAUAAAAACAACGGCGAAAACCUAGCCAAAGACGGUGAGUUUGAAGGACCGGCUUCUUCGUCCGCCGCGUCAUCGUUUCCAUCGCAAUAUUCCAAGAACAAAGGAAAGUCCUGCAAAGGAUGUUUAUAUUAUUCUUCGGCCUUCCAGUCCAAAUCUCGGAAUCCCCUCUGCGUUGGUAUCACUCGUUCUCUACCCCAAGUCCCUCGAUAUAUAGUUGGGCAAUCAGAAGAGGAAGCUUCUAAAGCGGGUAGAAGCCUAACAGAUUUCAGGUAUGCUUGUGUUGGUUAUUCUGUUUACCCAGAUAACAAAUCUCACCCAACUGAUGGACAACAAACACAGACAGAACUGCCAGCUUGUGUUGGUCUUGAGAUUCUACUAGAUAAAAGGACUGUCCCGACUAACCAUCCUAAUCGUGCUCCUGCACAGGCCCAUAAUCGGGAAGAUGUUGGAGCGCCUCAACCUCGCCCUCAUAAACCGCCGUACCCAGCCGGGGAUGAAUUCCUAACCAGGUUCUCUAGGAAUGCUAACCUGGUUGCCAAUGGAGUAGCCAAGAACUUGAGGAAGGUGGGUAACAGAAUAAAGCACAGCUUUGAUGACAUCCUUAAUCGACGGCCAAAAUAAGAUCUCUGUCGCUGGUCACUCCAAACGGGGAGAUGUGGGACUCAAUAAUGUACUCUUCUUUCCCUACAAACGUUCUGUAAUUGUGUUUCAACAACUUAUCCCAUCCUCUUUAGAGCAUUAUCAGUCGGGAUAUUGUAGGUUGGAAGGAAAAUGUUUUUGUUUUGUUUUGUUAUUUUGGCAUAUAACCCAAUGGUGACAGGUAACAAUAAAUAGUUCUUAAAUACAAACUCUUGGUAUGUGAAUUGUAUCAUGUGAGUCAUACUUGGGUGACAAUAUUCAUGUCUCGCAGGCCACACUUGUUCAAAUCUAGCAAGAUAUAAAUCCAAAAAAAAUCUAGCACGAUAUUAUUUGAA